Messenger RNA from Emiliania huxleyi CCMP1516, 1134 nucleotides. RefSeq lists its product as hypothetical. The record is from RefSeq and is a predicted model, not a curated record. The transcript is spliced from 5 exons. NCBI's taxonomy places the organism in Eukaryota, Haptophyta, Isochrysidales, Noelaerhabdaceae. The coding region runs from base 1 to 1134 and encodes 377 amino acids. Gene Ontology annotation, molecular function: histone deacetylase activity.
AUGUGUGUGUCUCCGAGCGUCUCUCGGCGUCUUCCACUCGUGUACCACCCGCACUACUCGUGCUCCUGGCCGCCCAAGCACCGCUUCCCGAUGUCCAAGUUUGCGGACCUCCACGCGUUUCUCCUCACCCAGCCGUCGGUCCUCGCGACGGCCUCGUGGCACCAGCCGGAGCUGCCUCCGCACGCGUGGGUCGAGGCGGUCCACGAGCGCGAGUACUACCGCGCCUUCCUCGGCAGCAGGCUGGGCGACGCCGAGGCACGCCGCAUAGGCUUCCGCGAGCAGCUCAGCCGACCGGAGCUGAUCCGGCGCACGCGGCUCGAGGUUGGCGGCACCGUCCUCACGGCGAAGCUGGCGCUGCGGCACGGGCUGGCCUGCAACCUGGCGGGCGGGACCCAUCACGCGCACGCCGGCACCCGCGCCGGCUCCGGCUUCACCAUCCUCAACGACCUCGCGGUGGCCGCCGCCUAUGUGCGCAAGCACGAGGGCGUGUCGCGCGUGGCUGUCGUCGACCUCGACGUCCACCAGGGCGACGGCACCGCCACGCUCUUCGAGGGCGACGGCUCGGUCUUCACGCUGUCGAUGCACUGCGGCGCCAACUUCCCCUUCCGCAAGGCGCGCUCUGACCUCGACAUCGACGUGCCCUCGGUAGGCACCGCCGACGCGGGCUACCUGAGGCUGCUGCGCGAGGCGCUGCCGACGAUGCUGCGCCGCUUCCGGCCCGAGCUGGCGCCGCCGUGGCGACGCGGCUCCGAGCCACAGGCGGACGUGCUGUACGACGCGGGCGUCGACGUGUGGGAGGGCGACGGGCUCGGCCACCUCAAGCUGUCGCACGCCGGCAUAUGGAGCCGCGACCGGUACGUCAUCGAGACGUGUGUGCGCAGCGGCGUCCCCAUCGCGUGCGUCAUCGGCGGCGGGUACGACCGAGAUCCACUGGCGCUGGCGCGGCGGCACGCACUGCUUCAUCGCGCAGCCGCGCGGGUGUGGCGCGGGUCUGCGCGCCUCUCCGGCAGUGCGCCUGCGGAGGUGCCUCUCGAAGGGCUUGCGCCCGGGCGAGACCCCGGGCGAGCGCGGAGCGGGAUCACUGAGAAGAAGGCGCGCGACCGAGUUGGAGGGCCGCGUUUGAUUGAUGCCUGA